AUGUCCCAUACCAUCACCGUCGGCACGAGCUCAUUCAAGUAUACCCUCCUAUCCGAACCACAAUUGUUAGCCGAGAUUUCUCGUAUUGCUCUCGCACAUUGUAGGGGUACUCUUCACACCGCAUCGUUCCAACCCAAUCAAGCACCUUCGAAUGGUAUUGGCAACCAAGACGUCUCUGUAAUCGAGGAUUGGGAAAUAGAAGGGGAACCAUGGAAAUUGCGAGCGAUAUUUGAUGGACACGCGAAUGGCAAUGAAACUGUCGACUUUGCCUCCCAAACACUUCCUUCCAUGAUCCGAGAUCGUCUAAGCGACAUUGUCAGGACGGAGUCAAUCUCGACCGAAAACAUCAAGAUUUCACUCGCGUCGGCUAUCAUUGACUUGGACAAUUCAAUAACAGAAGGACUAUUCUCCUUAUUCCCCCAAGAGAAGUAUAUCAACAACCUUACCGAUGAGGAAAUCCAGAAGGUAGUCAAUGACAAGGAUACCGGCGGUGCCAAUUUCACCAAAGUCGCGAGAUGCAUGCGAGGAACGACGGCUAUUGUUGCUCUCGUUGGCCCGAAAGGAGAUGUAUGGGUCGCCACAAUUGGCGAUUCUCAAGCAGUUCUCGGUAUGAAACGGGGUGCAGGAGAAUGGUCAGUUAGAGUCCUCAGCUCAAACCACAACGCCAAGGACACGAUCGAAAUCGAGAGAAUCAAGAAAGAGCACCCCGGAGAAGAGCUCGUAGUGACUGAUGAUAGGGUGUUGGGAGUUAUUGCGGUAACUCGAGCAAUCGGCGAUCACCUCUUCAAGCUCCCAUCCGUAUACACUUCUCGCAUUUUCCGCAAUGCCUUCCAAGGUCUCCGUCCUGGAUCAGAAGAGAUGAUAAAGAAGAUCACCGAACGGAAUCUCACCCCUCCUUACCUCUCCAAUUCACCGGACAUCGUACAUUUGAAUUUGAAGGACGAAGGAGCAUCGCAUGCAUGUCUGAUUCUCUGCUCAGACGGUCUCAUGGAUCUCUUCAGUGGUGGGCACAACCGAACUAACGCUCAACCACUGAACAUUUCCAAAAUGGCCGAGUCGUGGAUACGAAUGGUAGCAGAGGAAAGUUUAGUUCCGUCAAGUAACUCUGGGCAGAAUAAUAUUGGGGAUGCAAAAUCUAACCUUGCAUUGCGACUUGUAUACGAAGGUCUUGGGGACUCUAGACGUGAUGAAGAAAGAAUGUCGUGGAUGUUGACUUUAGAGAUGCAGGAAAAAUGGAUGGAUGACACGACUGUGAUAGUUGAGGGUAUCACCUUAUGA
Messenger RNA from Marasmius oreades (fairy-ring Marasmius), 1278 nucleotides. RefSeq lists its product as uncharacterized. NCBI's taxonomy places the organism in Eukaryota, Fungi, Basidiomycota, Agaricomycetes, Agaricales, Marasmiaceae. The record is from RefSeq and is a predicted model, not a curated record. The transcript is spliced from 5 exons. Gene Ontology annotation, molecular function: protein serine/threonine phosphatase activity. Gene Ontology annotation, biological process: protein dephosphorylation. Bases 1 to 1278 code for a protein of 425 amino acids.